CGACGAAUUCGGGGUCCAGCCAUUGGACUGGGAACAAGAUAUAAAGCAGCUGAUCGGCGACACCGCCAGCAUCAGUAACCAAUCUCCGCUUCGACAUGAAGGUUCUAGCUCUCGUUGUCGUGCUCGCAGUAGCCUGCGCUCUCGCCGAAGAUAGAUAUACAACCAAAUAUGACAAUGUCGAUUUAGACUCGAUUCUACAGAGCGAACGUUUGCUAAAAAACUACAUUAAUUGUUUGCUGGACAAAGGAAACUGCACGCCCGAUGGCAAGGAACUCAAAGACAACCUUCCGGACGCGCUGGCAACCGAGUGCAGCAAGUGCAGCGAGAAGCAAAAGAAGGGCACCGAGAAGGUCAUCCGGUUUCUAGUCAACAAGAAACCGCAAACAUGGGACCAGCUUAAGGUAAAGUACGAUCCCACUGGCGAAUUCUCUUCUAAGUACUUGGACGAAGCGCAGAAACAAGGAAUAAAUGUGUGAAUAAUUUAGAUUCUAAUCUCGCCGAAUAAACGACAAGAUUAUUUUUUUUGUUUUCUUUUUUUUUUUUUUAUGUCGCUC
Molecule: messenger RNA, 554 nt
Organism: Pseudomyrmex gracilis
Lineage: Eukaryota; Metazoa; Arthropoda; Insecta; Hymenoptera; Formicidae
Gene: EbpIII
Product: ejaculatory bulb-specific protein 3
Exons: 4
Coding region: 96-476 (126 amino acids)
Source: RefSeq, a predicted model, not a curated record